Prunus persica (peach) is the source of this 994-nucleotide messenger RNA. RefSeq names its product probable leucine-rich repeat receptor-like protein kinase At1g35710. Gene Ontology annotation, molecular function: protein binding. The transcript has a single exon. Bases 20 to 970 code for a protein of 316 amino acids. The record is from RefSeq and is a predicted model, not a curated record. NCBI's taxonomy places the organism in Eukaryota, Viridiplantae, Streptophyta, Magnoliopsida, Rosales, Rosaceae.
AUCCCAUUGCAUAAGAAUCAUGGGUCACAGCAGUGCUAGUGCUUCCAUCCACCAUGUCUCACUAAUUAUACUGUCAGGAAUUUUAUCCCUUGAAACCAUUAAACUCGGUUUAUGCAGUGAUGAUCAUAAUGUAGGAUGCAUAGAUAUAGAGAGGAAAGCCCUUCUCAAGCUCAAACAAGGCCUCAUGGAUCCUUCCGGACGGCUUUCGUCCUGGGUGGGAGAAGAUUGCUGCAAAUGGAGUGGUGUAGGCUGCAACAACAUAACUGGACGUGUCAACAGGCUCGAUCUUCGCAAUCACUAUUGGUUUGAUUAUUACGGACCAACAGAGCAUGCAUUAAUUGGUGAGAUCAACCCUUCUUUGCUUGUUUUGAAAGAUUUGGUUUACUUGGAUUUGAGCAUGAAUUACUUUGGAGGUGUCUUUCCAAGUUGCAUUGCAUCACUAGAGAAACUGAAAUACCUCGAUCUCUCUGGUUCAUCUUUUGUUGGAGUCAUUCCCCCCAAUCUUGGAAACCUCUCAAGGUUGUUUUAUCUUGAUCUUAAUUUGGGAAUUCUUGAGACUGACCUUCAGUGGCUUGCAACUCUUUCUUUCUUAAAGUACCUUAACUUGGGAGGAGUGAACCUUACUAAGACUACAUCCUAUUGGCUUCCCGCUAUUAAUAUGCUCCCUUCACUUGUUGAAUUGCAUUUGCCCUCUUGUAGUCUUUCCAUAUUUCCUCUCACUCUUUCUUCCAUCAAUUUCACAUCCCUUUUAGUUCUUGAUCUCUCUGGCAAUAAAUUCACCUCCACGGUACCUCCUUGGUUGUUCAAUCUCACUAAACUAGAGAAUUUGGAUUUGUCAUAUAACAGUCUGACAGGAAAACUGCCUGAUUCUUUGGGAUAUCUUAAAAGCUUGAGAUACCUCAACUUGUCGGAUAACUCACUUGAGGGUCCAAUCCCAAAAUCGAUUGGAAAUUUAACAUCUUUGGAGUAGUUUAACCUUGGAGGGAAUCAAAUG